AUGGAGAUCGCUAACGAACCACCGCCUUCCCUCGACGGAAGCCCUACCGCCGCCAAUACGCUCGCGAACUCUCCGUCAGCCUCUUCCACGUCCUCUUCCUCUUCGUCUCCACGCGGCUCCAAGGGAAAGGAGAUCGAAGCCACCACAUCGACGGCGCCGCCACCUGCUAGGUACGACGAUGAUGACGAAGAUGAAGAGGAUGUUUGCCGGAUUUGCCGGAACCCUGGGGAAACCGACAAUCCUCUCCGGUAUCCUUGCGCGUGUAGUGGUAGCAUCAAGUUUGUGCAUCAAGAUUGUCUUCUUCAGUGGCUUAAUCACAGCAACGCUCGCCAAUGCGAGGUCUGCAAGCAUCCAUUCUCCUUCUCACCUGUGUAUGCAGAGAAUGCUCCUGCUAGGCUGCCUUUUCAAGAAUUUGUGGUUGGAAUGGGGAUGAAAGCUUGUCAUGUCUUGCAAUUCUUUGUGCGUCUGAGUUUUGUGCUAUCUGUGUGGCUCUUAAUUAUACCUUUCAUAACAUUCUGGAUAUGGCGGUUAGCUUUUGUGAGGAGUUUUGGUGAAGCCCAGAGGUUAUUCUUAAGCCAUUUAUCGACAGCAGUUAUUCUGACUGAUUGCCUCCAUGGUUUCCUGCUUUCUGCAAGCAUUGUCUUCAUUUUUCUCGGGGCCACUUCUUUGAGAGAUUACUUUAGGCAUUUGCGAGAAAUUGGGGGACAGGAUGCUGAUAGAGAUGAUGAAGUUGACAGAAAUGGUGCUCGAGUUGCUAGAAGGCCUCCCGGGCAAGCUAACCGUAAUGUUAAUGGUGAUGCAAAUGGAGAAGAUGCUGGUGGAGCACAGGGAGUAGCAGGAGCAGGUCAAGUAAUUAGAAGAAAUGCUGAAAAUGUUGCCGCACGAUGGGAGAUGCAAGCAGCACGGCUUGAGGCUCAUGUUGAACAGAUGUUUGAUGGUCUGGAUGAUGCUGAUGGAGCAGAGGAUGUUCCCUUUGAUGAACUUGUUGGCAUGCAGGGUCCUGUUUUUCAUUUGGUUGAAAAUGCAUUUACUGUGCUGGCAAGCAACAUGAUUUUCCUUGGUGUUGUAAUCUUUGUGCCCUUCUCAUUAGGCCGCAUCAUUCUUCAUUAUCUAUCAUGGUUCUUUUCAACUGCUGUUAAAAAUGUAUCAUCUGAUACUCAAGAAAGUGGGUCAAUUGGUCAGAUUGCAGAAAUGCUAAAAGUGAAUGCAAGUGAAUUGAGUGAAAUGUCAAACAAUAUAAGUGCAUCUGUUUCAGCUGAUAUCUUAAAAGGAGGGUCGGUAGGAACUUCCAGGAUAUCUGAUGUUACUACUCUGGCUAUUGGAUAUAUUUUCAUAUUGACUCUAAUUUUCUGCUACUUUGGCAUUGUUGCCUUAAUUCGUUACACAAAGGGCGAGCCUUUGACGGCAGGAAGAUUUUAUGGCAUUGCUUCUAUAGCAGAGACAAUUCCAUCUCUUUUCAGGCAGUUUUUGGCAGCAAUGAGGCAUUUGAUGACCAUGAUGUUUGGGAAAACAAUGGCUCACAGAGCUCAGUUCUUCGCUGCCUCUCCUUUAGCAAGCUCAUUGAUGCAUUGGGUUGUAGGGAUUGUAUACAUGCUACAAAUUAGCAUAUUUGUCAGCCUUCUUAGAGGGGUUUUGCGGAAUGGGGUUUUGUACUUCCUUCGAGAUCCCGCUGAUCCAAACUAUAAUCCAUUCCGUGAUCUGAUAGACGAUCCUGUGCACAAACAUGCUCGCAGGGUUUUGUUAUCUGUUGCAGUUUAUGGGAGUUUGAUUGUGAUGCUGGUAUUUUUGCCAGUUAAACUUUCAAUGAGGAUGGCACCUUUCAUUUUUCCACUUGAAAUAUCGCUAUCUGAUCCCUUCACCGAAAUUCCAGCUAACAUGCUUCUCUUUCAGAUCUGUAUACCAUUUGCUGUUGAGCAUUUUAAGUUGAGGACAACUAUUAAAUCCCUACUUCGCUAUUGGUUUACGGCAGUUGGUUGGGCACUUGGUUUAACAGAUUUCUUACUGCCUAGACCCGAUGAUGAUGGUAAUCAAGAAAAUGGAAAUGGGGAGCGAGGUAGGCAGGAAAGGUUACAGAUAGUACAAGCAGGGAUACACGAUCAGGGUAUGAUGCCAUUUGCAGGUGAUGAUUUGAACAGAGUCACUAAUGCAGAUGCUGGAGAGGAUUAUGAAAAUGAUGAACAAUCUGAUUCUGACAGUUACGCCUUUGUGCUUCGCAUUGUUCUUUUACUUGUCAUUGCUUGGAUGACUCUCCUUGUCUUCAACUCUUCCCUGGUAGUUGUACCAAUAUCACUGGGAAGGGUGCUUUUCAAUUCCAUUCCUCGUCUUCCUAUAACUCAUGGCAUUAAGUGCAAUGAUCUGUAUGCCUUCAUCAUUGGAAGUUAUGUGAUCUGGACUGCUGUUGCUGGAGUUAGAUACUCAAUCGAGCAAGUUAGAAAAAGGAGGACUUCCGUUUUGUUGAACCAAAUAUGGAAGUGGUGUAGCAUUGUUAUGAAGAGUUCUGCACUUUUGUCUAUAUGGAUAUUUGUCAUCCCAGUUCUUAUUGGGCUUCUUUUUGAGCUUUUGGUCAUUGUGCCAAUGAGAGUUCCAGUGGAUGAAAGUCCAGUAUUCCUCCUUUAUCAAGACUGGGCAUUAGGCCUUAUAUUUCUCAAGAUAUGGACUAGAUUGGUUAUGUUGGACCACAUGAUGCCUCUAAUGGAUGAAAGUUGGCGGGUAAAAUUUGAGAGGAGGUAUGUUUCCAGUACUCGGAGAUUUCACGUCUGGUUCACAAAUCUCCACAAUUCAAUACGCGAUGACCGAUAUCUUAUUGGCCGGAGGUUGCAUAACUUCGGGGAACAUGUUGAGAAGGCAAAUGAAGCAGAAGAUUCUACAGUUGUGCAGGAUACUAUUUUACUGGGUACAAAUGUAAAUCAACAAGAUCAAGAUGCAGAUGUUGGACUACGGUUGAGGCACAUAAAUCAACAGGCAGGCUGA
This is a messenger RNA of Vicia faba (fava bean), 2970 nucleotides long. NCBI's taxonomy places the organism in Eukaryota, Viridiplantae, Streptophyta, Magnoliopsida, Fabales, Fabaceae. The record is from the annotation of a GenBank genome assembly.